UCGCCAAGAGAGUCAGCAAUACACUCAGCCAAACACCCAAACGGGCUAUGCUAAUAGAGGAAGACUUAAUACACCAAGUGGUAAGUCCUUCCUCGGGGGCCGGUCCGUGAGUGAAGAGCAAAUCUAGUUUUUUGCUUAUCCUUUAACGUCUCUAUCAACCUGACUGCCCCCCAUCCCCCCAAGAUAUUUGGCAAGAGCUAACAUCGUAUCUUAGUUUUCGACCUCCCGCCUACUGAUCCUGCUGAAGUCGAAGCUAUGCUCCUGAAGGCUUACCCUCCGAUUGUAACGCUUCUUAAGCACUGUUCUAAGGAGAAGCGUAUGCUUAUCAUGCAUUGCACACUCUUGAUCCUUCUUGGACUGGACCAAUAUGCUUUGUACUCCAGGAUCCUGCUCGUGCGAAUAGCUGCUUCAUUGGAUAUCCCGCUGCAUAUUGUCCUGGACGACGAAAAAAGAGUCGCUUGUGCUCUUUCGAGAAUCAUAAUGGGUAUCCCUGUCGACGAAAUUGUGGCCAGACGAGCCGAGGAGGCCAAAACUUCCCGGCGCUGGAAGCCUGGUAUGGCUAUGUCAGCUCUGGGCGGAGAGCCCGGAACACUUUCAGCCCCUUUGAGCGCCGCCGGAAUCGGUAGUGUGUUUAACAAGCGCGUAAUUAGCCAUUCCGCUACAGCAGGACUCCUAGGACCCAUGAAUGACAGCACGGUCGCGGUUGGAACCUUGUUCGGUCUGUAUGGAGCCCGGCAAGGCAGCAAGUCGAUCGAAGCCCAUAGGAAGGACGUACUGGAUUUCGGUAUGGUGUCCAUACAUGGAAAAAAUACGCCAGAACUUAUCGAUCCCAAAGACGUGCCCACCGGGGAUCGUAGAAUGCGAGUUACAAUCGGAAUUGGUGGCAUGUUAACUGGCGACGACGGUUUCCUUGACCCCUGGAAAGUUCUGGGUAACAAGAACGAGGCAUACGUUAUGAGGUAUGAACUGGAGGUAAUGAGGAAGAUAGGCGGUUCCUAUAUGGCUGCCCUGCGGACUUUGCCCGGUUAUGAAUCCAGACAGGAGAUGGCUUCAAUGAAUGUCUUCGAUAGGCUGCGCAAGUCCACGUGGCCGGUUGGCAUCGUGAAGGUUAGCAAGGUCAUCGACAAUAUUUGGUGCAUCGGAAUGGUUCGAGCAGAGAAGGCAGGGUACGUGCUCGCCGACAUUCUGAUGAAUCGACUUUAUGGAGAGAGACCUGUUUCCCUCGUGGGAUACAGCCAAGGUGCUCGCGCCGUUUAUGCUUGUCUAAUGACCCUAGCCGAGAAGCGAGCGUUCGGUUUGAUAGAGAACGUGAUUAUGAUGGGCGCACCAUGCCCAACUGAAGUUCGGGCUGUUUCGGCCAUGAAGAGCGUCGUAGCCGGACGCUUCAUCAACGUCUAUUCCAAGCAAGACCAUAUGCUUGGUUUCCUCUAUCGCUCUUGUCAUUGGCCAAUGGGUGUUGCAGGCUUGCAGCCUCUCCAAGGUGUGCCGAACAUUCAGAAUUUCGACAUGAGUGAGAUAGUCACUAGCCACUUUCAAUGGGCCUACCUCGUUGGCUAUAUCCUUUCUCGAGUUGGUUGGGAGGACGUUGACACCUCUCUUAUCCCCCAGCGACAGGGCAAGUUGCUUGCCUUGAUUGAGUCCUUGAAGAAACUGGACGAAGAACGUGAGCUACAAUGGAAGGGCAAGAACGGCGUAAGUGCCAAUCGUCAACAGGAAGCCAUCGAGGUGGGACACAUCCGAGUGGUUGCGGACGUUCCCGCAGGCAAUUCCGCAAGCAAUUCUGCUGGCGCUUCUGCUGGCAAUCAUGCUGACAAGCGAGGAGGUGGCAAGAAGGGCAAAAAGUAAUGUGGACGUCUGGCGGCGAGGCGGUAAUCUCUCUUCUAGGAUUCACCAAGGCGGAUACGAUACCCGGUAUUUCUUGUUUUAGGCGGCGGUUAUGGGGAGUUGGUUCUAUAUCAUAGGCUUUUCCCCCCAAUGGUUUAGGAAGGAAGAGAUUGCAGGCUAUGGAAUUCUCUUCUGCAAAAUA
Messenger RNA from Annulohypoxylon truncatum, 2026 nucleotides. RefSeq names its product DUF726-domain-containing protein. Bases 256 to 1845 code for a protein of 529 amino acids. The record is from RefSeq and is a predicted model, not a curated record. Lineage: Eukaryota; Fungi; Ascomycota; Sordariomycetes; Xylariales; Hypoxylaceae. The transcript is spliced from 2 exons.